CACGAAGAGAUUUAAACAUAAAGCAAGACUUCAUCCUAGGAGAUGAAACGGAAGCUGUCGGUCGAAAAGCACAGUGUCGACUAAGGGACCGCAGACUCGACGUCCAGGCUUCACCGCAGCUGCUACAAACCAGAAUGUCCCAAACAAAAAAGAUCGCCGAGGCUUUACUCGCCGCAACUGAGCAUUCGAUCGUCCCUCUCACGGCCAAGCAGGUCGCGCAAGGAUCGAAACUAUUUGGUGCUGCUAUCCUCGACAAGGCAUCCCUAUCAACUAUCCUCGCUGAGACCAACAACGAGCGAGAGUCACCAUUACUCCAUGGAGAGAUAAAUUGCAUCCAGCAGUUCUUCAAGCUCCCAAAAGAUGGACGUCCAGAAACUAAAGAUUGCAUCUUCUUCGCAACUCACGAGCCUUGUUCAUUAUGUCUGAGUGGUAUCACCUGGUCUGGGUUCAAUGAAUUCUACUAUAUGUUCACUUACGAGGACAGUCGGGAUCUCUUCGCCAUACCCUAUGACAUUCAGAUCCUGCAGGAAGUUUAUCAGGUUCCGUCUCCCAGUGACACAGAGGAGACAUUGGCAGCCAAGCCAUUGUACAACCGGACGAACAAGUUCUUCAAGGCCAAAUCACUGGCGGAGUUGAUCGACUCGGUUGAGGAUGAGGCGUCCAGGAUGAAGCUGGCGAGUGAGCUUCAGCGGGUUAAGCAGCUGUACAAUCAGUUGAGUGACACGUAUCAAGAAGGGAAAAAGAGUGGUGCGGAGAGCAGCAGCUUUUUCAAGUGAGAAGCAUUGAGGCGGCAGACUGAGUGAGAGUACUCGUACUUCAUCUCAAUUGAUUUACGAGGCUAGGUGUUUUCAAGGCUGGAUUGGAUGAUCAUGACCCCGGACCAAUGUAACCAAUCUCAGCCUGGCUGUAGAUUUUACUCGAAUGAGGAAGAUUUACCGAUUGUGCAUAUCACAUGCGAACUCAGCCUCAACCUGGUUUAUCAUCCUCAUGGGAACUUCUUUCCUACACUUCCGCAGGUGCGCGCAAUCAUUUUGGCUCUGGUCGCGCCGUGAGA
Exophiala viscosa is the source of this 1054-nucleotide messenger RNA. RefSeq names its product cytidine/deoxycytidylate deaminase family protein. The record is from RefSeq and is a predicted model, not a curated record. Gene Ontology annotation, molecular function: catalytic activity. The coding region runs from base 135 to 776 and encodes 213 amino acids. Lineage: Eukaryota; Fungi; Ascomycota; Eurotiomycetes; Chaetothyriales; Herpotrichiellaceae. The transcript has 3 exons.